CCAUUGUUGUGUCACCUCGUUGAGAGAGAGAGAUAUGGUCCCUCCUUCCCAUUAGAUUCUUCCUUGCGGCCAACCUUUCUCUCUCGUCAUAUGAAGUCUCCGCUCACCACCCCUUCCUCCUCCCAUCAUCUCCUCCCAACUCCGAAGGCCAAGGAGUUUCCUUCGACGCUUCCCCAAAUGGCCGUCCCCUCUGGCCCCGGCGGCCGCUCUGAUCCCGCGGCAGAGCCUGAUCCCUUCGAGUUCUUCUCCUCCUGCUCUCCCGGCUCCCUCCCGCCCAUGUGCGCCGCGACGGACGUCUUCCUCGACGGCAAGAUCGUCCCCUUCGGCGAUCCCCAGCCCAAACGGGCAGACGUCCCUAGCGUCGUCGUCCGCUCGCCGAAGAGUUGCGCCGUCUCCGAUGGCUCCGACCGGCGCAGCCGGUUCUGGGUCAUCGGUGGCAAGAAGCCAGAGUAUCGGAGGCUGAGGAAGGCGUCGAACUGCGACGGAAAUGCGCUCCCGCAGACUCAGGUGGCGAGGCAGCCGCCGGGGUGGUAUCUCUUCGUGCUCGGGUCGUUGCGGGUCCCUGCGAAGACGGACAUGAGCGACAUCAGGAGCCGGCAGAGGCGGCGGAGCGCCGCAGCCGGGGCUUGCGCGAGGUCGGACGGCGACGUGCUCAGGGGCGCAUGGAGGCUGCUGCAGACUCUGAGCUGCACGGCGCUGGAGAGCUCCACCGACGUCAUGCCAACUCUCGAAACCAACGGGAAAGGCAUUAAAUUGGCAGGGGCGGGACGUUGGGCGUCACGAGAAGAAGCACAAAGUAGGUCACGGAUGUAUAUCAAAGCAAGUAAUUAGGUAAUGUUAUCUGUAGGAAUACAAGGGGAGGUUAAUAAAUGUUACGCUUGCAGGUGUGUCUUAAUUCAUUGCUUUAGUAAGCUCCAAGAAGUGGAAGUAAUGAAUGAAUCAGUGUCUCAUUAGUGUUGGGAUUGAAAGACUUU
Messenger RNA from Musa acuminata subsp. malaccensis (wild Malaysian banana), 974 nucleotides. The record is from RefSeq and is a predicted model, not a curated record. NCBI's taxonomy places the organism in Eukaryota, Viridiplantae, Streptophyta, Magnoliopsida, Zingiberales, Musaceae.